This is a messenger RNA of Brassica rapa (field mustard), 6571 nucleotides long. Its product is annotated as fe(2+) transport protein 1. Lineage: Eukaryota; Viridiplantae; Streptophyta; Magnoliopsida; Brassicales; Brassicaceae. The record is from RefSeq and is a predicted model, not a curated record. Gene Ontology annotation, molecular function: zinc ion transmembrane transporter activity. Gene Ontology annotation, biological process: zinc ion transmembrane transport. Gene Ontology annotation, cellular component: plasma membrane.
AAAACUUCAACUAAUAAAAACUGAAAUAAGAGAGAGAGUUUAAUACACCAAACUUUAAAAAAAAAUCAGUUUAUAUUUUCCAUGAUUAUAUAAUAACACUUUUACAAAACUAAUAUGCAUACACAUAUAAUAGACAAUAUAAAUUUUAUUUUUAUCCUAAGGAAUAUAAAUAGUAUGUUAACUAAAAACAAUAAUUUCUUCAUCAGCGACAAUAAAUGGCAUGAAAUAAACCAGCACACAUUACUAUAUAAACCGACUCAUCCAACAAGUCCAAAGACACAUAACAAUCUGAAACACAAAACUCCAAAAGAAAAAAAAAUGUCUUCAACUUCAACACUUUUAAUCAAAACAGCCUUCGUUGUACUCAUCUUUGUCUCGUUCACAAUUUCUCCAGCAACUUCAACGGUGCCUGAAGAAUGCGCAAGCGAGUCAGCGAACCCGUGCGUCAACAAAUCUAAAGCUUUGACUCUCAAAAUCAUAGCUAUCGCCACAAUCCUAGUCGCUAGCAUGAUUGGGGUGGGCGCUCCUCUCUUUAGCCGUUCGGUGCCGUUCCUCCGACCCGACGGUGACAUUUUCACAGUUGUCAAGUGCUUCGCCUCCGGGAUCAUCCUCGGAACCGGUUUUAUGCACGUGUUGCCUGAUUCUUUCGACAUGUUGUCAUCACAAUGUCUUGAAGAGAACCCGUGGCACAAGUUUCCCUUCACGGGGUUUCUCGCUAUGCUGUCUGGUCUAAUCACUCUAGCCAUCGAUUCCAUGGCUACGAGCCUCUAUACUAGCAAGAACGCCGUUGGGAUCAUACCCCAUGGUCAUGGUCACGGCCCGGCAAAUAAUGUUACCUUACCAACAAAAGAUGAUGAUUCCACGAAUGCACAACUCUUGCGAUACCGAGUCAUUGCUAUGGUCUUGGAGCUUGGAAUCAUAGUUCACUCUGUGGUCAUUGGACUGUCUCUAGGAGCAAUUAAUGAUACUUGCACCGUAAAAGGACUCAUCGCAGCUCUUUGCUUCCAUCAAAUGUUUGAAGGCAUGGGACUUGGAGGUUGCAUUCUCCAGGCUGAGUAUACGAACUUGAAAAAGUUUGUUAUGGCGUUCUUUUUCGCGGUGACAACUCCAUUCGGUAUAGCGUUAGGAAUCGCUCUAUCAACAGUUUACAGAGAAAACAAUCCCAAUGCUUUGAUAACUGUUUGACUUCUCAAUGCAUGCUCGGCCGGAUUGCUCAUCUACAUGGCACUCGUUGACCUUCUAGCUGCAGAGUUCAUGGGGCCAAAGCUUCAAGGCAGCAUCAAAAUGCAGUUCAAAUGUUUAGCUGCGGCUCUUCUCGGGUGUGGUGGAAUGUCGAUUCUCGCCAAAUGGGCCUAACUAAUGCUGCGGCAUGUGGAUUUCCUUAUCGAACUGAAGAACCGUUUUUAGGUUUAAGUCUUGAUCCUCUAUCGGUUUUGUUUCCUUGUAAUUCACUUACGUGGUACUAUCUAUCACAUUUGUAAGAAUAUGUCUUCUGGUAGAUAUGUGUAAUUCGUCCCACGAGUCUAUAGUCUUUUUCAAUGCGUUUUUCCUUCAAUGUCUCUUUUUCAAUGUUCUUUCUAUAUUCUUGGUGUUAGCUCUUGGCGUGUACCCAACUGUUUGUUACAAAACCAGACAUAUUAUAUAUAGUAUUUAGAUAACCAAACUGUUAGGUUACAUGCACGAGAAAGACAGUGUUUCCAAUGUAAGUAUGUAAGAGCAACAUUAUUGGUUUUGUCCCAAACCAAGUCCUUAACAUAUUUAAUGAAUAUAUUAUAGUUUAGGACAAAUAUAAGGACUUUUGAAAUUUAGAAGAUUAUUGGUAGGACUUAUUGAGUCUUUAGUUUUUUUAACUGUUUUUUUUUAAUAAUUAAUGACAUAUACAAGUUAAGUCUUAAAUAAAACAUAUAAGUGAGAGAUCGUCGUGAUUGAGCGGUCUGAGCGGUCAGUAACUCGUCUAUCGCCUACAAACAGAAAGACAGCUUUGAAAUCGUUGUAACAGAAACAAAUCACCAAGUUUUGGGAGAUAGAUCGGCUUUUAAAACGCAUAACGGAGGACACGAGAGAUGAACAAAUACCUGCUGUUAGAUUUGCUGUGAGAUAGAUUCGAUUUGCUGGAGAUGCUUUAGAUUCGAUUCGCCGGAGAACGGUGUCGAUUGAUCGAACACGAAGCUGUGUCGACGAAAUCGCAGUCGAGACAAAGAGGAACGGAGAAAAGGAAACCUAAUUUCUCGACACCAAAAACACGAAGGUUGGCUUUGUUUUCGGUAAAGGCUUAACGUGAUGACACAUGCCUCAUAAGGACGCUCCCCAAAACUUUUUAUUUAACCCACGUCUCUUUUAUUUUUGUUUUUUUUUAUUUAUUUUUCAACAUAAAAACUUUAAGGACCAACGUUAUAUACGCCGAUAAUGUUGGUCUAAGAGCAUCUCCAACCCCACUCCAUAUUUUACUCCAAAAUUGAGAAAAUGGAGUGGAAAAUAGAGUGAUGAACAAAAAAUAAAAGCAUUACUCUAUAAAUGGAGUAAUCUUUUUAUUUUUUGUUCAUUACUCCAUUUCCCACUCCAUUUUCUCAAUUUUGGAGUAAAAUAUGAAGUGGGGUUGGAGAUGCCCUAACGUACCAUUUCUAAGUAACUAGUCCUCACAGAGACCAGUUUCAUUUUGGUCACAAUUUAUUCAAUGUAACGUACCAUUUUAAUCUAAACUAUAACAUAUUUUUAUUACCCAAACUGAAAUUUAUUAUUACUAUAUAUUUUUGCUAUAUUUUUUUUUUGAAACUAGGGCUUUCAAUUUUUUUUUGCUAUAUUUGCCAUUAACAUGGCUUCAGAAGACAAGUUAAAAAUGAUGGCAAAAACGCUUAGAUAUGAAAAGGCUUUAAAAUGGGAAGACAACUUCAAAGCUGUGAGAUUGAUUCUUUCAUAUCCAAAAGAGUCACUACUACAUGCAAAGUUUAAUCGGAAAAGUAUAGUACAAUUUCACUUCUUUUAUAGUAUUAUUUUUUCUUGAAUCCUUAUAGAUAUACAUUGCGUUUUAUGAAAUUAACUUGUCUUUUACGUUCAAAUUAAAUAAAGAUAUUUUCAGAUGUUAAAAUAAGUAAAUGAUUCAUCACUGGUACUUUGAGUUACUGGUUUUGUAUAUCGAAUUAGUUUCAUUGUGCCAUUAGUUUGAUUUCCAUUGAGAAUGAUGGUUUACGUUAUGUCUAGGUAUUACCAGUAGUCCACCCAAGUUUAAAAAAUAUUUAGUUUGAAUGUCCAACAAAUCCUGGUUAACAAAGAAAAAGUAAAUAAUGACUUUUUUUUAGCAACAGAAAUGGUACUAUUGUUUUUUGUUCGCACUCAUCGUAACUCGUGUAGUCAAACGUCGUAUUCAUAGUUACAAGGGACCCUAGUUUUAAUGAGAAUUGAUAUAGCUAACAUCCAAUUUUUAUAGGGUUUUCGUCGUCUAUAUGUUCUUCACAUGAUAUGAACCGAAUUUGAAAUAUUUACCACACCGACACGACUAUAAUGCUAUGUACCGCAAUGUGGCUAAAGCAAUUGAACUCGAACGUAUUUGUUUUUUCACUAUUUUUAUAAUUCCGUUAGAGAAAUAUUCUUCUUAUUUUAAUUACUACUACUAUCUUAUAGGGAUGAGAAGGAAUCGCACGUAAGCCGUAAAGGUAUUUCUAUUUUCAAAGCCUUCGCCUUCACGAAGUUCGAGUAUCACGUAAAGUGGUAUAUCUUGAAAUAUAAAACACAGUGCCAAACUGCAAACGAGAUGAUUCAAGAUUUAGAAAUCUAUUUAAGAUAGAUAUGAGGUAAUGAGAUGUUGUGAUAUAGUGGUAUUAUAGAUAAAUGAAAAUCUAUCCAAUACUCCAUUUAACAUAGUGGCUAAUCUCGAAAGAGAAACUUGUGCCACGCUCAUUUUUGUCUAUCUGAACGCUUUUCAGCAGACCAUAUACCAUAGCGACUAAUCCCAUUCAGGCUGAAUGACUCCAUGGCUACCGAGAAGUAAUUUCAUGAUCGUUCUGGAACAAAAACUAAACGCAUUUUAGGUUCAACUCUUAAUACUCGUACUCCCUUACAAACAACAAAAAAAACUAGUUGCGUGGUAUUAGUGCUUACUCUUUUCUUGUCUUUUCUAUAAUGGAGCUGUCAUUGAGUUUAUGUAAACGGAUCUGUCACAUUAUAUUGAACAUGUCGUCUUUUGGUAGUUUUGUAAUGAGAUUGGUCCCACGAGGUAUAGUCCUAUUUUCCUUUCUUUUCUCAAGGUAGUCUUGUCGUGUGAUUGUUAUGCAUUGGGUAACAAAAAAUACAUAGUAUGCAUCUCUAAAUCAAUUAAUUACUUUCAUUUUAUUUUUGUUAGAGAUUAUCAGGUUGAAUAAAAAAGAAAAGAAAAUAUAAUUGUUGAUGUGAAAAAUUGUUUGCUUGCUUCGCAUAAGAAUCAAUAUUUUAUGUUAACCAGGUUCUGCUGGCUAAUAACUAAAACAUGGAUACAUAUUGAACAGCCCAAAUUAUAAUUUGUCCCAUUAACAGAAUAUGAAUUUUUUUUGUGUGUUAUAUUUGACAUUAUCACUAUUUCUCUUAAAAUAUAAAGAUUUUUUUUAAUUUUGAAUAUACUAAUCGGAUGAUUAAUUUAUUAGAUACAAUCAAUAUGCCCAUAAUUUUUUUUUGUCUUCGUUUUCACAUGAUAAUUAUCUCAAAAUUCGAGGUGGUUACAAUCCAAAUAUAUAUAUAUAUAUAUAUAUAUAUAUCAAAUAUAUAUAUAGUAUACAUAUAUAUCAUAUAAACUAGUGAAUUUGCAUCGUAUAAACAAAUUUAAACGACUAUUUAGAUAUAUAUAUCUAAAGUGUAAUUGUCAUUUACGUAUUAAUUUUGGACUUUUUUACUCCUACUCUUAGCUAAUCAAAUCGCUUAAGGCAACGUUCCAGAAACAACAACAGAAGGAUUGAGAGGUAGAUCCGCAUUGUAAAUAGAUAAUGUUUUAGUGAGUUUUUUAUGAGUUACAAAAAAAAAAAAGAGUUUUUUAUGUUUUAAAAUAGAUGGUUUUUAUAUAUCAAUGUACUUAUUAACUUUAUCAAAAAUUGUAUAACUAAUGAUAUUUUGUAGUUUAUUUUGUGAUUGGUUGAAUAAUUUUUAAUUUAUAUUUUAAUUAUAUUUUUAAAAUAAAAAAUAUGUUUUUGUAAUAGUUGUGCACAAUCCUAAAUUUUAUGUAUUUUGAAAUAGAAGGAAUAAAAAAAUUUAAAAACUGUCUCUUAAUCGAAGUCAAGAAUCUCAAUUAAAAAAUUGAAGUUAACGAUGGUCUAAGUUAAUUCCGUCAGCUCUUUUUUUACUGCAACUCAUUUGGUUAAGUACUGUACGAACCCUCUCAGAGUCGUACCAUUUUCAUUUUGGCCACUAUUUAUGUACGUGCCAUUAACUCCUAUCCAUAUUUAUAUAAUACAGAAAAUAUUAUAAUAGAAGGAGAAACUUUGAAAUAAAUGAUUGGAGUAACGUUUCUUGGACGCAAUCAUCGUAAUUCGUGAAUUUACAGAUCGUAUUCAUCGUUCUUAUUUGGUUACUAUAUUAUAUAUAUUUUCUCUUCGGUCAACAAUUUGGUUUAUAUAAUGUAUAUACUUAAAUAUAUAAUUUAAAAUCCAUUUGAGUGGGUUUUUUUUCGUUGUCUAUACAUGCACUGCACAUGAUAUGAAUCAUAUGAUCCGAAUUUGAAAUAUUUAUUACACGACAACUAUAAUGACUAAUGAACUGAAAAUGUCGUUGAGGCAUUCGAAUUCAGACACUUUCUUUUUUGAUGAUUUAUUUUAUUUUCGAUAGCGAAGUAUGAUUCUUCUUGUUUUAUAUGGUUCGUGGGGUUGGAAAGAUAAAAGAUACCGCCAACUUGCAAUAGUAUAUAUAUAUAGACAAUUUUUAUAAUUUUUCAAUUUGUGUCGCAUUCUGCAAAUCUAUCAAAAUGAAAUUAAUUAGAUAACUCAAACUCAUGUAAUUGACUUUGAUUAUUUUUUUUUGUCAACAAUUUACUUUGAUAGUAAGAUGAAUUUGCGAGAUAUCUAAGUUAAAUAAAUUAAUUAGGUGCAAAUCAAUGAUUUUGACGUAAUUAACAAACAAAUAAAUGUGUUUUUUUCAUCCGAUUAUAAUCCUCUCAAAAAAGGUUUUUAGAUAAUGGGUAAAUUAUAAUUUGUUUGAUGGAUAUAGGAUGCAAUUUCUUUGAUAAUAUUUCUUUCUUUCUAUUCAUUUGCAUGGGAUAUUUUCUUAUAAACUGAUUACAAAAAAAAUAUUCCAAUUUUGCUUACAAAAAUAAGAUAAUUAUUUGACUAAAUGAAAAUUUUCCUAUAAACUGAUUACAAGAAAAAAAAUAUUCAAAUCUUACUUACAGAAAAAUAUUCCAAUCUUACUUACAAAAAUAAAAUAAUUAUUCAGCAACUUUUAUCCAUGGAUUCGCUCACAAAAAAAUGAAUAGAAAGAUUGGAAUAUUUUUGUAAAUAAAAUAUAGUUAACAAAAGAAUCUAACUUACAAAAAUAAAAUAACUAUUUGGCUAAACGAAAAUUAUAUUUUUCGAUCUUAAUCCUUAACUAAAAGUUAUAAGAAAAAAAAAACAAAAUA